AUGUAUGUCAAUCCCCUGCUCUUCAUCUUAAAUAGCAUUGCAGGUGUCUCCGCAGAGAUGUUUGCAGACGACCUAACCACUGUGCUUUAUUCCGAAAACAGGAACCAAGCAAUCCUUCUAGCAAACAAAGCACUAGAGAUUAUCCAUUCAUGGAGUAAUGAGAAUAGCUUAUCAGUCAAUGCCAGUAAAUGUGAAUCCGUCCUCUUUACGCUCUCGUCCCAUACUCAAGAAGACCCUGAAUCAAGCAUCGCCCUCAAGAUUAACGACCAAGAAAUCCCGAUACACACCAUAGGAUCGUCCGAUAUGCCCAAGCUCCUUGGAAUCAGGCUCGACCCACGCGACAACUUCAACAACAACCUGAUUUCCAACAUUGCCUCGACUUACACGCGUCUACACCAACUUAGAGCAGUAGCCCAGAAGAAGCAUGGUCCCAUGCCCCGAGACAUGCGACAGUUUGUCUUAGGGUAUGGAGUCUCCAAGCCCUCUUAUGGGAUUGAACUCACAUGA
Molecule: messenger RNA, 507 nt
Organism: Phytomonas sp. EM1
Lineage: Eukaryota; Euglenozoa; Kinetoplastea; Trypanosomatida; Trypanosomatidae
Source: the annotation of a GenBank genome assembly